AUGCUCAGCAGGCGCCCGAGCAGAAAAGUCUCGCCGGGACGAGCGAGCGAGCGAGCAGUCUGGUGGAAGGAGGCGAGUUUUCCGCGGGAGAGGCGGAGAAAGCGCUGGAGCCGGCGGCGAGGUGGCCGAGCCCUGGGCAACAUGUAAGCGUGCGCGGUGGUGCCUCGGGGCUCCAGCUUGUGCUUCCUGCUUGCGUUUGGCUGAGCCGAGUUCCCCGCAGAGGGAACCUACAGGUUGUAAACACCCGGGGGUGGGGGGAGAGAGAAAGAAGCCGAGGCGGGCGCCCUUCGUCCGGGGCUCGUCCGCAGGGCCACCCGCUUCUCCCCGCGGGGUUCAUUUCUGAACUGCGUCUGGGGGUGGGGGCGCCCUUUUUCCGGCUCCGGCGCGCAAGUACGGAUCUCGUUGGCGCACAGCCGCUGCUUCCAAAGUGGAGCCUGCUCGCGAGCCUUGGGCACACGCCUGCUUGGCCGCGUCUGUCCCGGCACAUGUCGUUCUUCUGAAAAGCAAGUCGGGCCGAGUGCUUUGGCGGGUGUGCCCGGAGGCACAGUUCCUCAGCAGCAUGGAGAGGAGAUUAGCUCGCCCUUUACGCACGCCCUGCUGUGUUCUCGAUCGCUGUGGAUUUCCUACCCUUGUUCAUUGCUAGAUGUGCACAUCCAAGGAGAAAUAAAUCUCUUAUGUUAGCUGGAGCAAGGUGCGCGUGUCCUCCAAAGUGUAAUGGUGCGAAAUCGCCCAGAGGGCAUAAAGCGCCUGCUAAAUUCUUAACUGGAUUUGGCUGGAGAAAGCUUAGAAAUUGCCCUUUGAAGCCUCCCAAAGAUAAACUAGCUGAUGCUCAGGAAGCUACCGGUUGACCUGAUGCCGUUUGCUUGCCCGUUUGAUGCAGCAGCAACAGUGCUUGAUUUGGGCUGGGUGGAGUGGAAUAAAACGGAGUUCCAGAUACAAUUGUGGUGUUAGGCAGGGAACCAGAGAGCUUGCCUGGAAGUUGCAUGUAAGUUGUUGACUGUGCUUCCUUCCUGCAGGCUUUAAUGCUGACUAAGUAAUAGGACUUUGCCACUAAUGUCUAGGCUAGGCUGCUUCUUUUUCUUUUUAAAGCCUGGAGGCGUGUCUAAUGUUUGCUUUAUCUUAGUCUAAACAAGGUUAAGAGUGUUGGGAUAUUCCAUCAAGCAGGUGUAGGAGCAGGCAUUGGUCAUCGUUUUGCUAUGUCCUUGCUGCUAAGUCUCCAGGGCUGGCUAUGUGUACAGAUCUCCAGGUUUUCAAGGUCACAGCUUUGAAUACAGUGAAACACACUGCCAUUUCUGUUGCACGCUAGCAGAAUGUCUUCAUCCAUUCUAAUCCCCCCCCCCAAUUUCCUUUUGUUGUUCUCUUUCCCCACUAGCCAGAGCUGUCCCAGGUCAAUUGUGUUGGCAUCUCAAUGAUGGAGUUGUGCCAGGUUUGGCCAAUCGGCACAGGUGUUCAGAAGGGUUCCCAGGUUGCAAUCCAGAGAUUGUGUAGAUGAUUUGUACUGUUUUUACAGGAGCAAAAGAGGAAUCCGUUGUGGUUUCCCUUCUUCUGUUGCUCUCCUGAUGCCUUUUGCCCAUAUGUUUCUGAACACCAUUGCUGGAAACCACAGGAGGGGAGAGCGCUGUUUCCAUCAGGUCCUUCUCAUAGGCACUUGGUGGUCCACUGUGAAACCAGGAUGCUGGACUGGGUGGGCCACUGGCCUGAUCCAGCAGGACUCUUCUUAUGUUCAUAUUCUUCUUCCACAAAGUUGGCAAGGUUUCCUUUUGCCCACAUGCCCCUCUUGCUCUAAAAACUGGAUCUUCCCUUUGCAUUUGACACCAUUUUAAACAGAACGGGUCUGUCACCAUCACACUGAACUCAGCCCAGAGUUCAAGAUGUAAAUACAUGUGGGUCGGCAGUGGUAACAAGGCAUAGGGAACUUCAGUUGCCGAUGUACUGUGUGACCUUGGGAGGUGACUGAUGCUCUUUGCUGAAAUUUCCCUCUUUGCACCACCAGGGAGGCUACUGCCUUGCUAUGCAGGCUAUGAGGCUCUGUUCAGGAGAUGCAGUAGGGUGGUUGCUGUUCCUCCUGAGCUUCCUGCCCUUCGAACUGCUAUGCAGCUAAUGUUGUGGAAGACCUGCCACCCUCUCAAGCUUAAGCUUGAUUUCCAACAACUGUUCAACAAAUGAUUGGCGGGGAGAAGAACCAUGACAACAAUCUCUUGUGCAAACGAUGGCUGUUUUCACACAUGCAGUUUAAAGUGGCCAAAAUGCCCAUUUGCAGGACAAAUGCCUCUCCUGGUUUUCUCUUCCGCAUGAAGAGUAACAUGAAACGUGAGCUUCUCUCAUUCUCUUUUAAGCAUCACGUGUGAGGUGCUGCUUAUUUAACUAUCUAGACAGAUAUAGCUUAAUACUGUCUGUACAAUUGGAUUCAAAGUUCUGAAUUAGCUAGGAAAAAUAUAGGUGGUUUUGCUGCAUUUUAGUAGGUUGUGAUGAUUUGCUCAAGUGUGAAAGGCCAGAUUCUUGUUCAAAGAUGGAGGCUCCUUUAUUUCAAGCAGAUUCCAGGGGACUAGUCUUGAAUCCUGCGGUCAAUGCACAAGCAGGAAAUUCCAUUUUAUGGGUGGCUUUUGGAGCAAGGCAUCACUGAAUGGGUGAAUUUGUACAAGGGUAGGCAGUCCUUCAGAGCCUCUCAUGUACUGGGGCUCAGGCACAGUUGCUGUGCUCAUGCAAUCGUCAUGGUAACGUACAGCUGUAAUCUGCCCCUCCCCCCCGCAAGUCCUUCCUCUAUGAGCUUAUUCUAGCCUGGAUAAAAUAGCUUUUUGCAUGAAGACCGCAGCAAGGCAGUUCCUUGUGCUUCCAGCCCUGAUCUGCUGAUGAUUGUGCUGGACAGCACCAGACACCUGUGGAGAAGUUAAUGUUUCUUUAUUGUCUAAAGCCAAAUACCAAAUACUGCAAAUGCUGUCGCUUUGGCAAUUGUGGAAAGAUCAAGCUGUCUCUUGAUCUCACUCUUUUAGCUACUGUUUUCUCUGUGAAAUCACAGGACCCUGAAGUGUUUUUAAAAAACACACACACACAGGUAAUUUCUUACACAGCUUUUCAGAUAUCCAUCCCACUGAUGUUGUCUCCAAAGGGGUGCAGCAAUAAUAAUACAGUGGUAUCUCAGGUUAAGUACUUAAUUUGUUCCGGAGGUCCGAUCUUAACCUGAAACUGUUCUUAACCUGAAGCACCACUUUAGCUAAUGGGGCCCCCUGCUGCCGCCAUGCCGCCGGAGCACGAGUUCUGUUCUCAUCCUGAAGCAAAGUUCUUAACCCGAGGUACUAUUUCUGGGUUAGCGGAGUCUGUAACCUGAAGCGUAUGUAACCCGAGGUACCACUGUACAUGCCUUUGACUAAUCAAACCACUUUGCAAGAGCCUUGUAGGGUAGGCCAGUAUUAUUGUUUCCAUAUUGCAGAUUCCCAGCUGACUCUGGCUGAGGGUGGAUUGCUGUGAGUGCACAGUUAAGAGGUGAAUAGAGGACUUCUUGCUGAUGGCUCAAACUCUUGUCACCGGAUCCUAAUUAGGUUUGGCCAGAGACGUGGAUGUGAUUGGAUACUGCAGGCUAGCUGUCACCUUACUUCCCAAAAUAGGUGGUAAAUUCUAAGGCCAAACAUACCUCUUAGGGCAAUCUCAAUUUACCAGUAUAUCCAAAGGAAAAUACAUGUUGGUGGAAAUUUAGGCAGGGCUUUGAGGCCUACCCAUCAUGGCUUCUCUGCUGGGUAUCAGUGGCAUACUGGAAAAGGGAUGAAGCACCACCAGUUAUAUCAAAGCAGGGGUGCUGAUGUCUUAUGCUGGAGCACUAUUUGCCAAUCAAACCUGUAAGUUAUUCCUGAGAGAGGAAUCCAUUACAUGAGCUAAGCAAGAGGAAGGAGCAGGUUACAUUGGCAUGCAGGGCUAAGAAUUAAGCUGUGGCUUCUGUUUUGAAAACUUUUGACCAACCAAAAUGGCACAGAAUCAUGAGCAAGCUUUCAAGUCCACCAGAACGCGUCAUCAGGCUGAAUGUUAAGCCAAGUGCGUAUGUGUGUGAUUUAGAGAGAGAGAAAGAGAGAGAGAGAGAGAAGUUGACUUGGUAUUGAAGCCAUAAUGCCUGCAUUAGUCAAAAGUUUGUACGUAUAGUCUUAGAAGAGGUCUGGGAACCUGACAUGGGGAAGCGCCUGCACUUCAGAAUUUACUACUACACACUGUUUAACUUUAACCCUUUCUUUCAGCUCUUGCCUUUCUUAACACGUCCAAUAGCAGGGAUGUUUCUUAUCAGCCUUAUCCCCUUUUUGCUUUGCUAAUCUGUCCCUGAAGUUCUUCUCUGUUUAAUUCUCCCCAUGCAUCUUUCAGUGUAAUUUCACUAUCCUAGUAGCUUUCUGCUUUAACGUUCUCACCACAUCAGUGCAUCCAUAACUCUGAGAACUGCCUUCAGGCAUGUGACUCAACGUGAUUUUUGGCUGCUCAAUCAGCUGCUAUUUGAACUAGUCAAGUGAUCCUUCCGUGAGGGGAGAUCCCUACAGCUGAGGUUGAACAAUUCCUGCCUGAGGAGAACACGACACGGCAAUUAACAUCUCUUCUGAAUUUAAAACUCUCCCAAGGAGCAUGACAAAUAAUUAUAACCUAAUACUGUUUUGCUGUUUUGCGAGUUGUGAGAGAGAUUUCUGCUGUUCCCAUUUUACAGAACUCUGGCUGAGGAAUCAUCCAGUGAACUCAUGCCUGGGGUGGGAUCAGAAUUCAAAGAAUUUACUCACAAGGCCACAAAGAAUUAUUGUCAUGGGCCUGCAGUUAUGUCAAAAGGGUCUAUAGCUCUCACCCCAUGCUCUUCGGAAAGAAAAUGCCAUCUCUAGAAAUCCCUCCCACCAAAGGUUUUUCAGGGGCUUAUAUUGUUUUCUUUUCAGUGCCAAGCGCAAGACAUUUUAAAAUACAUUCUUUCUGCCUUUUAAAGUUCAGAUGUUAACUUGCACUAUUUUAAAAAGGGUUUUAUUUAUAUUCAAGUGAAAUUCAGCAACAAAUGUCAACACAAGGUAAAUAGAAAAGAAAGAGAGAUGUAAAAACAAUUCAAAAACACAAAGUUCCCAGGGAACAGGCACAGUGCCUUAUUCAUCAUAUUGUCUAUACUGGUGUGAAUAACAUUUAAAUCAACUUCUGCAAUAUCUGUUCUCUUAUUGCUGUAUGGCUGAUUAUUUAGCUUUUGUAUUUUUGAAAACCGUGUCUAAAGAAAAAGAAAUCCACCCAAGGAAACAUUUUGGCAAGGAUACAUAGAACAGCAGCAGAAAUGGAAAGUGCAGAGGCCAAAGCUGACAUAAAAGCAGUUAUAAAAGAAAUGUUUGUCCCAGUCACAUUUCUCUAAAAGUGGUUGCUUUUUCUUUUAAGGGUGCAGUCCUUAAGUUAUGCCUGCUUCAGAAGGUAUGCUUCGGUCAAUGGGAUUACUUGGGAGAUAAACUUGAUUCAUCAUUUCUUUCUUAAAAUGCUUGCCAGGACCUAAAAUUACCAGCCAGUAGCAAAAUCACAUGCCCUCAUUCUCUCUCCCUGGAUCUGCUCUUUAAAAUCCUAUAGCUGUGACCCCAUAUGAACAGACUCCAUAACCCAGCUUUGGUUAUCUACAUUCUGGUAGCCUCUAGGCUGAAUAACUUUGAUGCAUUAUAUGUGGGGCUACCUUUGAUGACAAUUUGGAAACUACCGCUAGUGAAGAAUUACCUAAGUGACCAGAUUGCUGACUGGAUGUACAUAACGCCAAUACUGGCCCAACUGCAUUGGCUGCCAAUUAGUUUCUAGGCUCAAUUCAAGGUGCUGGUUUUGAUAAAAGCCACUGGAGUGGGGUAGCAUGUGUCUUUUUUAUGCUAUUCCAGGAUGGACAAUUUUUGUUGUUGUUUAGUCAUUUAGUCGUGUCCGAUUCUUCGUGACCCCAUGGACCAGAGCAUGCCAGGCGCUUCUGUCUUCCACUGCCUCCCGCAGUUUGGUCAAACUCAUGCUGGUAGCUUUGAGAACACUAUCCAACCAUCUCGUCCUGUCAUCCCCUUCUCCUUGUGCCCGCCAUCUUUCCCAACAUCAGGGUCUUUUCCAGGGAGUCUUCUCUUCUCAUGAGGUGGCCAAAGUACUGGAGCCUCGGCUUCAGGAUCUGUCCUUCCAGUGAGCACUCAGGGCUGAUUUCCUUCAGAAUGGAUAGGUUUGAUCUUCUUGCAGUCCAUGGGACUCUCAAGAGUCUCCUCCAGCACCAUAAUUCAAAAGCAUCAAUUCUUUGGCGAUCAGCCUUCUUUAUGGUCCAGCUCUCACUUCCAUACAUCACUACUGGGAAAACCAUAGCUUUAACCAUACAGACCUUUGUCAGCAAGGUGAUGUCUCUGCUUUUAAAGAUGCUGUCUAGGUUUGUCAUUGCUUUUCUCCCAAGAAGUAGGUGUCUUUUAAUUUCAUGACUGCUGUCACCAUCUGCAGUGAUCAUGGAGCCCAAGAAAGUAAAAUCUCUUGGACACUUUUAGUUAACAAUUUUAUUCUAUUUUCUGAUAUGUUUUUAAUUUGGUAGUGUAUGCUCCCCCCCCAAAAAAAGUAAGUUACUCUGAGACAAACUUUUUUUUGUAGUAAACAGAUAAAUGUAAUAAAUAACAAUGAUGACAUAGUUGACGCCGAUGUGGAAAGUACAGGCAUAUGGUCACUUCCCUGCGUAUUUCCUCUGACAGGCCUUGCUCGUAGUUUCUCCUUGUGUGGGAGGACAAAUCUGCUAAGUCAUGCAAAAGGGAAAUACAAUGCUGUCACGUGCUGCUCCCGGGGCCAUGCCAGGAUUUGGCUUUGGGCACAUUGUGGCAGACUCUUGGGGGGGGAAAAAGCACUGGCAUAUCGGUGCAUGCCAGAAGUUGAAUCCUGUGGGCAGCAGCAGCAGCACACGUACGUGACAAGUGUGUGGCCAGCAGAAGCAGCUUGGACAUUAGGCAUAGGGAAUGCUUCUCUUUACGUGCAGCAUGUUCAGAUGAGCCACCCUAAAUGGGAGCCAAAGAGAACAGGGACAACAGGCCUGUGCUGUAACGUGGAUGCCGUUGCCACGAGCAGAUCUUGGGAGGUUUACCUCGGUGUUUUAAAAGUUUCUCCAUUCUUUCGUCAGGCUAUCGGAAGCACUUAAUUCUAUAAGCCAUUUAAUCCAGCUCCUCAUGUGCCUCAUGUGAUGCCUUGAUCCUUGCUGGGGAAAUAGCGCAGUUCCUUUCCUUCUCCUCCAUCCGCCUGUAACACCCCUUAGCAACAGAGAGUCCUGCUCUCCCAUUUUAAAGGGUGGCAGAGCUUCCCAGGCUGCUCCAGCUAAGGUCAAAAAGUACCGUAUUUUUCACCCUAUAGGACGCACUUUUUCCCCUCCAGAAUGAAGGGGAAAUGUGUGUGCGGCCUAUGGGGCAAAUGCAGGCUUUCGCUGAAGCCUGGAGAGCGAGGGGGGUCGGUGCGCACUGACCCCUCUUGCUCUCCAGGCUUCAGGAAGCUAUCCGCUAGCUGUGGGAGACGCAGCUCUCCCACGGCUAGCGGAGAGCUUGCCUACACCCAGAAGCUUGGGGCGCGCUGAGCUCAGCACGCCCCAAGCUUUGGGCUUCGUGCAGCGCUCCGCUAGCCGUGGGAGAGCCGUGCGAAGUCGCGCAGCUCUCCCAUGGCUAGCGGAUAGCAGCCUGUUCUGGGGGCUGGGGUCGGGGGAGGCUCGGGCUUCCCCCACCCCAGCCCCACACCUGGGGGGAAAAUAAUUUUUUUUUCUUUAUUUCCCCCCAAAAAACUAGGUGCGUCCUAUGGGCCGGUGCGUCCUAUGGGACAAAAAAUACGGUACUUUGUCUCUUUAACACUGCCUCUCUGCUUUCCCUAUGGAUCAGAUGUAUAAACAUUGCACUGCUCUCCAUAAAGCUAUUACACCCACUGCCUUUUUUUGGAAAAUGGGAAGCAACUGCAGUUUAAAGUUUCACGUAUCUAUCAGUUUACUUAAGCACUGUGGCACAGCACAUUUAGGAUGCAUGCAAAGCAGGCAGAGCGAGCUAGAGCAAAACACUUCUCCUGUGGAAAGCAUGAGUGGCGCCUGAGACAGUAAAAUGACCAGAUCUCUGCUCCCAGCAGUAAAGAAUUAAGAUGGAUCUGGUCUCUUUAAUGGCAGGGGGCGACCCCAUAGACCAGAGCACACCAGGCACUCCUGUCUCCUGGUAAAGGAUUACCCUUAGUCAAAAAUGGUUGGAUUUUGUUUUCCCCAUUACUCCACAUGAUGCAAAAUACAAAUUUUGCUAUAAUCUGUCCAGCAUCGACUAGCAGAUGCCUUACAUUUAAUCCUAAUUGGAGUCAAGUGCCAGCAUACUAAAAAAACAAUGAUUGAAUUUGUGCACAAAAUGAUUUCAUCAAAUGUUUCAUCAAAGGCUUUCUCUUUUACUAAGAGCUUACAGAGAACCUUAAGUUCUGAUUUUCCAUGAGUACUGGUUUUUAACUUGCACUUGAUGGAAUACUGUGUAGACUUCACUCAUGCACCCAUUGCUUUGUUGUUGUUUAGUUGUUUAGUUGUGUCCGACUCUUUGUGACCCCAUGGACCAGAGCACGCCAGGCACUCCUGUCUUCCACUGCCUCCCGCAGUUUGGUCAAACUCAUGCUGGUAGCUUCGAGAACACUGUCCAACCUUCUCGUCCUCUGUCAUCCCCUUCUCCUUGUGCCCUCCAUCUUUCCCAACAUCAGGGUCUUUUCCAGGGUACCCAUUGGUAGCUCUUAUGUAAUAUGAUCAAAUCAGAGGGUGGGAAAUGAGCAGAGGGGAGGAUGUGUAGGUCAGAGUUCUGAAAAAUCUGCAAGAUCUCCAUCUAGAAGAUAAGCUUGUCACAAGCCAUGUCACAGUUAAUCAAUGCUGAUGUUUUGGUUGGUGGGCUGGGAACAGUGACGCUGCAAGAGAUUAAAACAGACCAAUCAGGGAAGGCAGAGAGACUCAAGAUGUUUUGGUGCUUGUGGCAGAAGAUCCAAAUGAUACCCACAAUGGGGGUGAAAAUGCACCAGUAAAUUACAUAAUGGAUAGAUUACUGUACAUUGAUCUACUGCGCUGCAAACAACAAUGUGGAAAAGGAUCUCUUAAUUAUAUUAUGCUACUCUACUAGGAAGAUGCAUCUUGGGCCUGUUCAUACCACUGACUGCUAAAGAAGGAAUUGCAGCUUGUAUGAAGGACUAUGCCAGGCUUCCUCAAGCUUGGCCCUCCAGAUGUUUUGAGACUACAAUUCCCAUCAUCCCUGACCACUGGUCCCGCUAGCUAGGGAUCAUGGGAGUUGUAGGCCAAAAAUAUCUGGAGGGCCAAGGUUGAGGAAGCCUGGACUAUUCAAUUCCCUACUGAGCCAACUAUUUAUGGCUUUACUUUACUUUUUCUUUUUUUUAAGAAGUCCUGGAAAAUUACCAGGCCUGCCCAAACCUGAGGCUUAACAGCCAAAGUUUAGCUUAUUGUGCCACAUUUCUUCUCUCCCUGAAGAAACGGAACACUUUGUGUUAGGCAAUCUGAUGAAAUGCAGGGUACAUAUUCUUAAGGACCACUUGAAAUAAGUGAAGCUAAUUGGUUACUAACUUUAAUGAGAUAAAGAAAAAUGAAACGGUGCCAUUUCUUAGAGGCCUGGACUUUGCUGCUUGGCUCCUUGCACAUCCUAUGAACAAAAGCAGGGCCAGCGUCUUUAUUUCUUUAUUAGUUAUGUGGCUAGUUACAUUUUAAAAUAUAAAAGUAAAUGCCAGCAUCAACAGUUGGCACCACUGGGCUUCUGCCAUUGGUCCACAGCCCAGCAGGGGACCCAAUGGCAACAGCCCUCUUCCAGUUUGUUCACUCCAGGGCUGGCCCAGGACAUUUUGCCGCUACAGGCAAUACGGAAGAUGCUGCCCGCAGGCGCCCCUCCCCUGUGCUGAAGGUGACUGAGAAGCAAAAGGAAGGUGAAGAGGAGUGGGCAGCAGGCAGGUACAGAGGAGGUGGUGUCAGGGCUUGAGUCAGGUGUAGGUCAGCGACAAAAAAACCCAUAAAUCACCUGAGGCCAGUGAAGUUAAAUCUUUAACCAAGGAAACAAACCCACAGCUCAGGCCUAGGGGUCUCGGGAACUCUACUUGAAGGUCUUGCCCCGAUGACACAGUUGUGAGGACUGAAGGUCCCUGCCUUACCACCCCUCCUUAAGGCUCUUCCUUUCCCGGGUUUUCCCCCACGCAGUCUCAAACUGUGUCUGCACACAAGUAAUCUGUGUUCUGCUCAUUUCAUUUCUUUGCCACCAGGGGGGAGGGGAACUGGUCGCAGCAGGAGGGGAAGUCUCCCUGGAUUCUUCAGCAGCCUCUUGACCCCCACCCUCUUCAGCCUCAGCUUCUGCCUCAGAGUCUGGACUGCACUCUGCCAGACUCUUCCUGCUCAUGAAACCCUGUUGCCACGCCAGCUGCCGACACUUCCCCCCACAGUCUUUUCUUUCUCUGACCACUCAUUGUCAUGGAAUCAUAGAAUCUUAGAGUUGGAAAAGACCCAAGCGUCAUCUAGUCCAACCCCCCAAGAUGCUGGAAUCUCAGAUAAAGCACCCACCACCAAUCCCCUGGCUCUGAGUCUUCUUCCCCUGGGGGUUCACUAGAGGGUUCCCCGGCUGGCGUCUCCCACCACACCUCUGCAACCAGCCAGUCCAUGACAGGUGGGUGGACAUGGGAGAGGAGGAGCCAAGCUCCUUGGAGGCCAGAUCUGCCACCUAAGGCAACUGCUUCACCUUGUCUCAUGGGCUGACUAGCUCUGGUUCAUAGCCUCUCGAGCUGACCCAGACAACAGAGGUGGUGGGAAGAAGGAGCAAUAGAUGCCGCUGCCUGCUUGCUCCCCGGCUCUCUGCCUGGAAAAGAAGAGUGUGGUCAUGGCAAUGGGGAGGAGAAGGAGCAGGUGGUGAGGAUGGUAGUGAGAAGGGAUUCUCACUGAGAGGGGUGGAGAUGGCCUUGCCCUAGGUGGGUCUCAGCAAUCUGGAGCGGAGGCUGAAUUAAGAAAAGCCUUGCAAUGAACCAAGUACUAGGUUGUGCUAUAGCAAUACUUUUCUCUUGUGAGCUGCUAAGCAGCGCUCUGCAGAGGCCAGCCAUGGGCACAGCUUGUCUUUUCAUACCGGCUCACACAGCUGCCACUGACAUCUGCCAGCUGGUCCUGCAAAAUCCUGGCAGCCGAGGAGAGUUUAUAGAGCAGGAGGACAAAUCCCUGAAUCCCCAUCAUCAUAUCCUUCCAUGGAUCAUCUGGUCUAAGGAUAUAUAGUACAGACUGCAUACCUGCUCCUGAAAUCUCCCAGUGUAACAGGAGCAUGUGGCGGGAGUUUCUCCCCCUGUUUCUGGAAAGCUACUAAUCUAUUUUCAGCUGUUUUUAAUUGCACCUUAAUUGAAAGUGAGCGGGCUGCUUUAUGUUUGACUUUAAUAUAUUGUUGGCUGGCCUCGGGAAAGGUCAGUCUUUGAAGUGAGAGAUCUGGCUUAAUGCACAACUAGAGGUGAGGCUGAGUGAAGGCAGGGAGGUCAACACUAGGGGGAGCCAGAGCGAAUAAAUACUAGUCUUCACCCCACCCCUCCAUUCUGAGUUCUAUACAGACAAAACUGUAACACAGGCAGAGGAAAUUGACAGCCAGCACUGUCCCUUGGACUAGAACACAGGCAGGUGGGGUCUGGCUGAGGUUGUGGGGGCAAUGCCCCAUUCGCCCUCUACUGGUGAGGGUGGCUCUGUGGCACAAAACCCUUAUCCUAAGCCCAGGACUCUACAUUGGCUCCUUUGCUCCCUGCUGGUCUUUGGCCUCCACUUCAUUUUAUGGCCUAAGAGCUUGGCUAAAGUCCAACGGUGCUCCUUCGCUGGAGUCUGGCUCCACUUGCCAGCCAAGGAGCUGCUGCUCCUGUACAACAGCUUAAUAGACCCGAUGACCUUGGAGCCAGGACAUGCCGUUUUCCUUGUUGAGCAGGUCUGUCGGCUCCCUGCUUUGCCAACACCCCAGGGCAGGCAGCAGUAAUGUAACCGGUCAAGUCUUUGAUGGGCUCAAGGUGAUCUCGGCUGGGGUGUCAAACUCAAAUUGUUCAGAAGGCCACACUUCUAUUUUUGAUACCUCAAGAGAAUCACAUUGCUAUCUUUACAAUUUUAAGCCUGUAUUAUUAUUAUUAUUAUUAUUAUUAUUAUUGAAAAAAUAAUUUAAAAUCAAAAUACAAGCUAUAAUACAAGAAAGAAAACAGAGAAGAAGAAAAUACAUUAUCUUAUCUGUAAGUUGGAACAUACCGUAAAUGAUAUCUACUCUUCCAUAGAUCUCUCAAUCUACAUUCAUAAGACAAAAGUCACACGCACACACACUAUAAAUAAGAGGAAUAGUAAUAUGGCUUUUGUUAAUAUGUAAUAGAAUUUGCAAUCUUCAAGCCCUCUCUGUUUGCUCUUAGUGAUGCUUGCAUUACUUUGCUUUAACUCCGUUUACUUUGUAAAACUCUCUUCUUUCUCUCUAUGACUCACAGCAAUGCUCCCUCUGUACCAUCUUUGACUUCUCUCUGUUAGAUGUCUCUUUUCCUCUCCACUCCUUAGCAGGCCCUCUCUCCUCUCUCUUUGCAGUCUAUGGUGUGUGUGUCUUCUUGCGCUGCCAGAGUCUGCAGCCCUAUCCCAUGUUAUCGCCUGUCUAUCUCUGUUACCCCCUCUUUUCCUAGGACCACAAAGAUAUAGAAAGCUGCCUUUUGCAGAGUCCAUCUAGCUCAGUACUGACCACACUGACUGGCAACAGCUCUCAGGCAGAUGCUCUAUAAUUGAACUAUACCCCUUCCCGUUCUCCACCCCAUUCCGUAGUUGAGUUUCCUGCAUUUCAGGGGGCUGAACAAGGCAAUCCUUGGGAUCCCUUCCGAUACUACAGUUCCAUUAUUAGGUAUCAUAACAGUUUGUUCCAGAAUGGUAUAGAAUGGCUCUCGCCUCAUCACAGCAAUUCAAAAUAACAUAUUCAUUAUGCAAAAUCAAUGCAGGGGGAAAAACCACCCUCCCAGUGGGCUUGGGAGGUGUAGUUUCUUUCAUUAUGAUUACAACUUGCUUGUCUUCCACAUGGAAUUCAAGGCAGUUGGUGCCCAAGGAGGUUCACAGGGAGUCUCCCAUCCAGGCACUGGAUCCAGACCAGCUUAGUGUCAUGUGAUGUCAGAUCAUGCCCUGUGCAGUCGAGCCAUCCUCAUCUUUGAAGGUGGCUGGUGGAGAUGGUCUCACAUGCUUAAGAGAGGCAUUUUGAUUUCAAUGGCUAGGAGGAACAGGGAAAUGCCAAGGCUGAAAAUGUAUGUUAAAUUUGAAUUAACUGGAGGUUCAUUUGUUUUAUAAAAAAAUGAAAAUCAAUAAAAAAAUUCAUAGGCAUAAAAGAGAGAAAUUCUGCAGCCUCCAGAGUGGAAUUCCUGCCAUGGGGCUCUUUUGGAGGGUACUUGAGAUGGGACAUCAACCAGUUUGCCUCUUCUGUGUCAUGAGAAUUCAGAGGUGAGAGACAAGGUCUACUCUUUCUGCAGUAGAGAUGACAAACUACAUUUUGCUGCCUGUGCCAAAGGAACAUAGGAAACCCAGAAAUGUAGGCAUCUGCCUCUUACUGAGUCAGACCACUGGUCCGUCAAGCUCAGUAUUGCCCAUCCUGACUGACAGUGGCUCUUCAGAAUUUCAGGCAAUGAGUCUUUCCCAGCCCUACUUGGAAGAUGCUGAGGAUUGCAUCUGGGACUUCCUUCAUGCAUAGCAGAUAGCUACAGAGCUAUGGCCCUUCCUCAAAAGUGUUCCCCAUCCCAUAUGCAAAAGCCAGCUGACCUGGCAACUGAAUCUUAUUUCAGCACUGAUGAUGGGACAUUGUCCUUUAUUGUAGCAGCAGGUGAGCUUAUGGGGCAGGUGACAUGGUGCCCAGAGCUCUCUCCUCCAACACCCCACCCCAGCAUCCUUUGCCACCUUGUUCUUCCUACUGGUAGGACCGGCACCCCUACUAAUAUUUUAGUUGUGAUAACUUGUGAGUUUUCAGUUUGAAAAACUGGAACCACGAUCUCGUGUCAGAUUGAGGCUCCAGUAUCGCACUGUUCCUACAAGCAGACUGUGAAUGUGAGCAAGAUUUUGUGGAAGGUCAGCUGGCAGGCAAAUAUCAGUAAAGACACAACCUCAAAAGUGUGGAAGCAACAUUUGAAUCCAUACAAGCUAUUUAUUAAUCCUAGUAGGUGAACUGAAACUGUUUUAAGUGUCAGUCAUCUUGGUAGUUUGAGCUCCCAGGCUAUUAACUUCUGGGAAAUAACGUCAGCCAUGAGAAGGAGCUGCCAUGAGAUCCAUUUUGGCUUAAUAUUUACCUCAUGUCUGAAUAUAUACCACACCCCAUAUCCAUGGUUUAUGAGAUUCCGGUGAGUCAGAAUCUUGCAAUGCAAUUGUGUGGAAUGUGCACAGCUAAGAGUCUGCAUGCGUGAUGCUGGUGCCCCCGACAGAGUUGAAGCCUGAGCUACGGACAAUGUAGGUUUGUUUCUGCUUAUUGAGCCAGAAAGGCAAUGCUCAAAUUCCUGCUUGUUCCAAUAUAGAGAAAUGACAGCUCCCACUGGAAGCCUGCAAGACCCCAUAGAGCCUCCACAGACAACAAUCUCAAGAUUCUAUCAGCUAGAAGGUUGAAAAUACCAGUAGCUUAGGGAGGGUUGAGCGUGAACUGUUAUUGUCACCCCAAAUGACGGGCAUGCAUUUGCUGAGCCAGAAAGGCUCAUUUUGUGAUGGUGCCACAGGAUACAAUUGACACCAUGUCUCCUGGACUGCCUUAUCUGUUGAGUAGCGAACCUGUUUUCUCCAGCAGAGGGCAGUCAUUUCAUGUAUGUACUGUAUUGGAUUGGCAUUUUGAUAGCACCCAGGAUUAAGUGGAACUUGUGAUACUGUAUAUAAUCUCACUAUCCACUAUACAAUUUCAGCCUGUAGCUUUCUUGAUUUUACUUAUGCAUAUACAUGAAGCACAGGGAUCACUCAAAAUUAAUUUGCCACCCAGUAACUUGGCAAACUAAUGACCCAUUCAACAUUUUAGAAACACAAAAUGAGUAAGAAAUUAUUGCAACUGCAAUAUAAUAAUGCAAUAUAAUAAUAAUUAACUAUAAUUAACUUCAUUAUUAACUAUUGAAGAAUUGCCCUUAUUUAGUAGCAUUCAUUACUAUCAUCUUUUGUGUUAUUUCAGUGCAGAUUGCACUGCAUUGGCAGAGAACAAAUCAAUUUUAAUUCAGUCUCCAGUGGCGUAGCGUGGGGGUGCAGGGGGGGCCGGCCGCACCGGGCGCAACAUCUGGGGGGCGCGCGCUCACACUUGAGUGCUAAAAUCCACGGGUUAGGGGGCGCAAAUUACUUGCCUUGCCCCGGGUGCUGACAACCCACGCUACGCCACUGUCAGUCUCUCAAGGAGGUCUGGAUACAUACAGUAAUUCAUGCCAAAAUUAGGGUUAUUCACUGUGAUUUUAUUAUGAGAAAUAAUCCAUGGGAAUAAAACAAAUGGAUAAAUUGCAUCCAUAAGAAGUGAACUAUUUAUUAAGAGCCAGGCUCUGAUAUAUAAAAUUAGGGAUGAGUAGCAGCCUGAUUCAAAGUAUACAUAAUAUGGUGACAGACCACCUAAUGCCAUUUCCGUCCUACAAUCACUUACGGCUCACAAUGAGCAAAAAACCCCACCCAUCAUGCAUGUGAGAUACGUUGUAUAACACAUCUUUUAUAAUUGCAAAUUAUAUCAGUACUCCCCUUAUCCUUCUACAAUAUCUCACUUAUGUUUUUUGGUAUCACAUGUGUAUCACAGAGCUUAGCUUGCCUGCAAUGAUUGUGGAUUAGAGUUGAAGUGUGCGUGUAUAUAGUAGUACAAUCCUAUUCAUGUUUAAGUAAGUCUCAUGGGUCUCAGUUGAGCUUACUCCCAGCUAUGGGUAGAGGACUGCAGCCAAUUGCAUCUUUGUACGAUGGUGGUACUUAGGCUUUAAUAACGUGGCACCUAUUAUUGUGCCAUUUUGACAAAUACAUAACCUCCCAGGCUUUUUCAAAUAUUGGAUGAGCUGAUUUUUAACACUCUUUCCAUUCUGUUGCUUUGAAUGUGUGUGUGUGUGUCCAUUGGCCUAUUGCAACGAUUGUUUUUUAUAUUAUUUUUCUUUAACAGUUUAACAUUGAAUAUGUAACUUUAUUUAAAGUUUAAUAUUAUUAAUUAUGACUUGUAUACAUGGCAGCCAUAGGUGACAAGGAAUUGCAGGAAGGCAAACGCAUAGCAUGCCUUGGGCGGGGGGGAACUGUCAUUAUACAGGAGCCUUGGAUUUUGGGGAAAUGUGUGCUAGGAAGGAGAAGGGGAACAGAGGGAGAACCCCGUGUGGUGCUGGCAAGAGGAGGCUGCACUGGGAGCCAUGAUGAUGGGUGCAACUUUGCACCCAAGCUUGCUGAAGAGAGGGGCAACGAGAUACAUUAUUGAGGUACAAUGUUCUGUACCUCCUCUGCUGCAGACUCCCAGGUGUAAAAAUGUGGUAAUAAACCAUUUAUCUUAAAGAUAUUAGCCUCCACUGUGCCUCAAUCUCUCCAAUCCUGGGUAACAUCUAGAAUCCCUGGAAUCUGUAACCACUCAUGGGGUAGUGUGCAACCAUUGCAGCAGAUCUACUGGCCUGUCUCCUAUAGGCCUUCUCGGUUAUAGCCCAGUUCACUGUUGGUAUGUUUUACACUGACACUGCUGCUUCUCUUUAUUUUUGCAGACAAAUGAGUCAUCAACAGGAGGUCAUGGCCUUGUUUCUUCAGGCUUUUCUUGAUGCUCCCCCGCCCCUUUGUGGAUAUAUUGGCUCAUAA
Podarcis lilfordi (Lilford's wall lizard) is the source of this 16705-nucleotide messenger RNA. NCBI's taxonomy places the organism in Eukaryota, Metazoa, Chordata, Lepidosauria, Squamata, Lacertidae. The record is from the annotation of a GenBank genome assembly.